CUGCAGAUUUGUGGUGAAGGAGCGUCCCCUGUCCGCCAGCGGCCGGCCUGUGUCCCGGGGAAACAGAGAGCAGCCGACGGCGCUUGGAACUGAGGCCUGAUUCAGGUUGUGAGGGGAGCAAGUAGAAGAUUGCAGACGUUCAGUGAAAUAUGAGCCUGCGGAUGUGACCAGGAAGUAACAUUCUGAGCCAUUCGAUUUUGCUGAGCGGCUGCAGGAAAAGGGCGGAAUGGCUUCGAAUGAGAUGCGAAAAGAGCUAGAAGAUUAUCUGAAAGGGCUGAACAUCGAGACAGUAUGUGAGGAGCACCCCGAGGUCUUUACAGUUGAGGCUAUGAUGCCAUAUGUGCAACACCUUGAGGGGGCGCACAGUAAGAACUUGUUCCUUAAGGACAAGAAGAAAAAAAGCUUGUGGUUGGUGACUGUCUUACACAAUAGACAAGUCAAUUUGAAUGACUUAGCAAAGAAGCUGGGUGUUGGAAGUGGAAAUCUACGCUUUGCAGAUGAAGGGACAAUGCUAGAAAAACUAAAAGUUGGUCAAGGUUGUGCGACACCGUUUGCUCUGUUUUGUGAUAAACAAGGGGAUAUAAAAUUUGUAUUGGAUUCAGACUUUGUAAAUGGAGAACAUAAAAGAAUCUAUUUUCACCCAAUGACUAAUUCAGCUACAAUGGGUAUAAAGCCUGCAGACUUCCUGCAUUUUGUAAAAGAAACAGGUCAUGAACCUACAAUACUAAACUUUGAUUAGAAUGUAAAAUAUAAAUAAAGUCAUACGAUCCUCAUUUU
Molecule: messenger RNA, 777 nt
Organism: Mobula hypostoma (lesser devil ray)
Lineage: Eukaryota; Metazoa; Chordata; Chondrichthyes; Myliobatiformes; Myliobatidae
Gene: prorsd1
Product: prolyl-tRNA synthetase domain containing 1
Exons: 3
Coding region: 227-739 (170 amino acids)
Molecular function (GO): aminoacyl-tRNA deacylase activity
Source: RefSeq, a predicted model, not a curated record